Gekko japonicus is the source of this 1773-nucleotide messenger RNA. It is a transcript of the gene FBXO24, whose product is annotated as F-box protein 24. The coding region runs from base 1 to 1773 and encodes 590 amino acids. Gene Ontology annotation, molecular function: protein binding. Lineage: Eukaryota; Metazoa; Chordata; Lepidosauria; Squamata; Gekkonidae. The transcript has 10 exons. The record is from RefSeq and is a predicted model, not a curated record.
AUGAGCGACAGGCGCAUUGCUCGGAAGCUCAGGAGGAGAAAGCUCCAGCGCUUCUCCCACAUCUCUAGCACUGAGGAACCGCUUGGACAGCCCAAGAAGAAGCAACGCCGCUCAUCCGCUGAAACGAAGGACGGCGGAGACCCCACCUCUAUCCAGAUUUUCCCUCCAGAGCUGUUGUACUACAUCAUCUCCUUCUUGCCAGUGAAGGACGUGGUCUCUCUGGGCCAGACCUGCCGGUACUUCUACGAGGUGUGCGACAGCGAGGGGAUCUGGCAGAGGAUUUGCCGUCGCCUGUCCCCUCGGCUGCGGAAUGAGAACUCAGGUGGCAGCCGGCCCUGGAAGCGCUCAGCCAUCCUCAACUACACCAAGGGCUUGUACUUCCAGAUGUUCAGUGGCCGCCGGCACUUCGUCAGCAAGACAGUCGCCCCGCUGCUCUCGCAUGGCUACCGGAAGUUCUUGCCCACCAAGGACCACGUCUUCAUCCUUGACUACAAUGGCACCCUCUUCUUCCUCAAGAACGCUCUGGUCUCCUCCACCAUGGGCCACGUCCAGUGGCGCCGUGCCUGCCGCUACGUGGUGCUGUGCCGCAGUGCCAAGGAUUUUGCCACAGACCCCAGGAGUGACACCGUGUAUCGUAAAUACCUGUAUGUGCUGGCAACCCGGGAACAGCCGGUAGCCACAGUGAUGGGGCGCAGUGAGGCUGGAACAGCUGCUGGCAGCCGCCUCUGUGACUGCGUGGAGGUCUACCUGCAAUCCAGUGGGCAGCGAGUGUUCAAGAUGACCUUCCACUUCUCCAUGAAGUUCAAGCAGAUUGUGUUGGUGGGGCAGGAGACGGAGAGGACCCUCUUACUUCUGACAGAGGAAGGGAAGAUCUACAGUCUGGUGGUGAACGAGACACAACUGGACCAGCCUCGCUCCUACACUGUGCAGCUGGCUCUGCGCAAAGUCUCCAAGUGCCUCCCCCACGUCUCCAUCCGCCACAUGCACUCCAACCAAAGCAGUGCGCUCUACCUCACAGAUGAAGGGGCUGUGUACUUCGAGGUCCACUCUCCCGGUGUUUACCGUGACCUCUUUGGCACCCUCCAUGCUUUCGACCCACUGGAUCAGCAGAUGCCCCUGGCCCUCUCUCUUCCUGCGAAGGUGCUCACCUGUGCCCUUGGUUACAACCAUCUGGGGCUAGUGGAUGAGUUUGGGAGGAUGUUCAUGCAAGGGAAUAACCGCUAUGGCCAGCUUGGCACAGGAGACAAGAUUGACCGAGGGGAGCCUGCUCAGGUGCACUACCUGAAGUGCCCCAUCGACCUGUGGUGUGGCCUCAACCACACGCUGGUGCUGAGCCACAGCGGAGACCUUGGGAAAGACCUCAUGGGCUGCGGCUGUGGCGCUGGAGGGCGCCUCCCUGGGUGGCCAAAAGGCAAUGCCUCUUUUGUCCGGCUGCAUAUCAAGGUGCCCCCCUGUGUCCGCCGCAUCUGCUCCACCCGCGAGUGCCUCUACAUGCUGUCCACCCACGACAUUGAGGAAGUGCCUGCCUACCGAGAGCUGCCGGCCAGCAAGGCAGGACUGCUGCCCAGCGACACUGAGGCCAUGGCCGCCCGGGCGUGUGAGGAGUACCUGAGCCAGCUGCACAGGUGCCGGACGCUAGAGGGGCGCAUGGCCAAGAUGAAGGAAGCCGUGGGCAGUAUGCCUCUCAUGACGUUCCAGAAAGACUUCUUCUGGGAGGCUCUGGACAUGAUCCAGCGGGCAGCUGAACUCCGAGGCUCCCCUCCUUCCAGCUAG